Molecule: messenger RNA, 543 nt
Organism: Prunus armeniaca (apricot)
Lineage: Eukaryota; Viridiplantae; Streptophyta; Magnoliopsida; Rosales; Rosaceae
Source: the annotation of a GenBank genome assembly
AUGAGAUACUUGCAAAGAAUAAAAGACAACAAAUUGUUAUUCAAGAUAAGUGAGCAACUGGAAUUACAAGGAUUUACAAAUGCUAACUUUGGGUUUAGGAUGCCAAGAUUAAAAUCUACAACUGGUUUUGUGUUUAUGUUUGGAGGAGUUGCAGUAUGGAGAAACAUUAAACAACCUCUCACGGCUGGAUCUACAAUGCUUGUUGAAUUUCUAGCAUGUUAUGAAGCCACUUCUCAAGCUAUGUGGUUAAGAAAUUUCAUUCUUAGUUUGAAUGUGGUAGAAUCUAUUCACAGACCUAUUCAACUUUGGAAUGACAAUAGUGCAACAGUGUUAUUUGCAAAAGGCAAUAAAAGAACAAGAGGUUCUAGGCUACUAAACGUUAAGUACAUAAUAGUGAAGGAGAAAAUGGCUCAAGGUUACACUACUUUAAGUCACAUUAGCACUAAACAGAUGAUAGCAAAUCCUCUCACCAAAGGGGUGCCAAAUGUUGUUUUUCAUAAGCAUGUCUUAAGCAUGGGACUGAUAGCUGAUAUGAAUGCCUAA